CUACAUCAGAUCGAUCAGAACAGAAAUUGCUGCAAACCCAUCCGUUUCCAAAACAAGAUGAGAACAGGCUGAGAAUCAAUCAUGAAGGAAUUGAAGCCAUCAUUUGUUGGGUGCCUUCUUAUGCUUCUUCUGCUUUUACCACAUGAAUCUCACUCUGAUUUUGCAUCUGUAAUCCAACUGAAUUGUAGAAACAAACUGGAACAUAAUACCACCAGUUAUGUCCCAAGGUUAGUCGGUGUGUUUGAAAGCAUUUCUAAGCAAAUAAGAAAUCAGGGGUGGGGACUUUUUGCAAAUGGCAAAGAACCGGAUGUUGUGUAUGGAUUAGUGCAAUGCUAUGGAUAUCUUUCCUUACAGGAUUGUGUAUUGUGUUAUGCUGAAGCUCGCACAGUACUACCUCAGUGCUUUCCUUUCAAUGGGGGAAGGCUUUAUCUUGAGGGUUGUUUCAUGCGAGUCGAAAAUUACCCCUUCUUUCAAGAGGUAUUAGGACCAGAAGACAGGCAUGUUUGUGGAAACAGCACUAGAAACGAUUCUGUGUUUGGAGAGACAGUUAGGAGGGCAGUGGUGCAAGCGGUUUCAAAUGCGUCUACAAAUACUGAUUAUGCAAAGGUUGAGUUGCCUGUUUCUGGGAGGAACGAUGAGACUGUUUAUGUUUUAGGUAAUUGUUGGAAGACUCACGAUAAUUGCAGAGAAUGUUUGGAGAAUGCAUCUAGGUCUUUGCUGCAAUGCUUGCCUUCGUCUGAGGGUCGUGCGUUGUACACUGGAUGCUUCAUGAGGUACUCGGACACCAACUUUUUUGAUCCUAUUAUCACUAAUGGAGGCUUAUUGAGAGGGAAAGUAAUAAUCAUUGUAGUUGCAGUUGUAUGUUCUGUCAUAGUUUGGACUGUAAUUUGUCUUUAUAUCAAGCGCAAAAGAAUAGACAAGAGAAAAGAUCCAAAUGAUGCCCAAAAAUUAGCAAAGAUCCUUUGUGAUAGCAGCUUAAACUUCAAGUAUUCCAUACUUGAGAAAGCCACCGGGUCUUUUGAUGAAGCCAACAAGCUCGGGCAAGGUGGAUUUGGUUCAGUUUACAAGGGUGUUCUACCAAAUGGUAGAGAGGUUGCCGUCAAAAAACUGUUGUUCAAAAGCACAAAACGAGCAGAAGAUUUCUACAAUGAAGUCAACAUUAUUAGUAGUAUUGAACACAAAAAUCUUGUCAAGUUGUUGGGGUGCAGCUUCUCUGGUCCCGAAAGCCUUCUUGUAUAUGAGUUGCAUCCAAAUAAGAGUCUUGACCAAUUCAUUUUUGAUCCUGAAAAGGGUAAAAUACUAAGCUGGAAUACGAGAUUCAACAUCAUCACAGGAAUUGCAGAAGGCUUGAUCUACCUCCACGGGAACUCAAGGAAACGCAUUAUUCACAGAGAUAUAAAAGCCAGCAAUAUCCUAUUAGACUCGAGGCUCCAUGCCAAGAUAGCUGAUUUCGGAUUAGCUAGAUCUUUUCAAGCGGACAAGAGCCAUAUAAGCACUGCUAUUGCCGGAACAUUGGGGUAUAUGGCUCCGGAGUAUGUGGCUCGUGGACAGCUGACAGAGAAGGCAGAUGUUUACAGCUUCGGAGUACUAUUGCUGGAAAUUGUGGCCGGAAGACAGAAUAACAAGUGCACAACUCCUGAAUACUCUGCCAACUUAGUUAACAUAGUUUGGAUGCAUUUUCAGGAGGGGGCAGUGGAGGAACUGUUUGAUCCAAAUUUGAUGCUGCAAAACUGUGGGAGUAGCGUUAGAAGUGAGGCGUCGAGGGCGGUUCAUGUAGGGCUGUUAUGUACCCAAGAAAUUCCAUCGCGGAGGCCAUACAUGUCCAAGGCAUUAGAGAUGUUGAUGAAAAAGGAGGAACAUUUACCUACACCAACUAAACCGGCCUUCACAUAUGAGAAAUCUAUAGAAGUUUGUGAGGCUGCUACAAAUGCUACCAUUUCCCAGAGCUCUUUCUACCCCAGAUGACGUUUUACUGGCAUGAAAUUGACUGAUCUUGUAUUACUUUCAGGAGUUGACAGAAAAUGCUUUAUUACAUGAAGUGCGUUUACAUUUUUGUAUCGAAAAUGUCUGCAAAUGAUUCUUUGGA
Messenger RNA from Ipomoea nil (Japanese morning glory), 2086 nucleotides. Its product is annotated as cysteine-rich receptor-like protein kinase 2. Gene Ontology annotation, molecular function: protein kinase activity; ATP binding. Lineage: Eukaryota; Viridiplantae; Streptophyta; Magnoliopsida; Solanales; Convolvulaceae. The record is from RefSeq and is a predicted model, not a curated record. The coding region runs from base 82 to 1965 and encodes 627 amino acids. Gene Ontology annotation, biological process: protein phosphorylation. The transcript has 8 exons.